Molecule: messenger RNA, 1523 nt
Organism: Octopus sinensis (East Asian common octopus)
Lineage: Eukaryota; Metazoa; Mollusca; Cephalopoda; Octopoda; Octopodidae
Product: FMRFamide receptor-like
Exons: 2
Coding region: 117-1265 (382 amino acids)
Biological process (GO): G protein-coupled receptor signaling pathway
Cellular component (GO): membrane
Molecular function (GO): G protein-coupled peptide receptor activity
Source: RefSeq, a predicted model, not a curated record
UCUUUCCGUUGUAGAAUGGUAUUGCCAAUUGAACAGAUGACACCAUAAUCGGAGUAGCAGAGUAGCGGAGUAGCGGAGUAGCGAGGAAGCUAAUCUUCACAAGAGAAGCCGUGAAUAUGGUACUCGAUUCGAACAUCACAAUUGCUACAGAUCUGGUCAAUGAUGACAACGACACGGCCAGAGAAGUGUUAGAAGUGACACGAUUCGUCGUCCAAAAAAUCCUAAGUCCAACAGUGUCAACCAUUGGUUUUGUGGGCAACACUUUGAGUAUAAUCGUUCUGAGUCGGCGCCGUAUGCAAAGCUCCACCAAUGUUUACCUUACUGCUUUGUCGGUGUGCGAUCUCCUUUAUUUAUUCUUUAUGGUCACUCUAAACUUUGUUCAUUGUUCUUACCAGCAGCAACCAAAGUUUGCGUUUUAUUACAUGCCAUAUGCCAGAGUUCUCACCGACCUCUUCGGCAACAUGGCCGUUUGGUUGACGGUGUCGUUUACCGUGGAAAGAUACGUAGGCGUUCGUUAUCCCAUGAGGGGUCGCAUAUGGUGUACUGUACACCGAGCAAAAAUGAUAUCUUUUCUAGUAUUUAUAAUCUGUUUGAUCAACACGAGCCCAGAACUUUUCGAAAUGGAGAUUCUUGAGAAGAAACUAUCAACAUACAAUCAAACAGUGGUGUUCUUUGUCUGUCACAACACAAAGUUCGCCCAAUCUGAUAGUUACCAAAUCGGAUAUUAUUGGUGGUUUGUGUCUUUCUUUACUUUCAUUCCAAUGAUCUUGCUGUCCGUCUUCAACAGUCUACUAAUACGCAUUGUUUGGAAGUCUUCUGUGAUUCGCCGAUCAUUAGCCAAUUCGAACGUAACUGGUCAAGCACAGCGCCAUGGAAGUGGUCAAAACAGGAUAACAAUCAUGUUGAUUAAUGUGGUCAUUAUCUUUCUUGUCUGCCAGUUGCCCUGGACUGGUCUUCUCCUUUACCGAACUUAUAUGGAUGCAAAUGGUAUUCGAGUUAGAGAUUCAAUGCUGAAAAUUUUUGGAAAUAUCGCAAAUCUUCUUGUGCAGAUGAACGCCGCCAGCAAUUUCUUCCUCUACUCUUUCUUCAGCGGUGAAUUCCGUCAGACUCUGAAAAACCUGCUCAGUUGCGACGAUAAGAAGCGGAAUUCGAUCGUGGUGGAGACAACUAUUACAGGAACACCGAUCAGGCGUCCAUUGUUCGCCGAGAGCAACUCAAACAACAGUACUGGCUUUCGUGAACGCGCCUAUUCAACCUUUUAUUAAUAAUAACUGCCAGAUGAUUGGUUCCUGCUUCAUAUUUAUCGAUUUUUUUUUCACCCCUCUUUCUCCAUUGUUUACUUUUGCCCUCGUGUCACUAAAGCGAAGAUAUGCCCCCGCCACCACCACCAAACAAAAAAAAAUCUCAAGAGCUGGAUUAUAGAUUAUGAAAACGAAAGGAAAUGAGAAAACAUAUACCAGUUUAUAUGCACUUCGAUACAUACCAGAAAAUCAGUAUGAUUCAUAUGCGUGUGUUUAUUAUAU